UGGGCUAAGUGGACCUUUGGUCUGACCCAGUCUGGCCGCUCUGAUGUAAGGAGUCUGCCCUGGGGCACCUACUCUGAGAGACAGCCUUGCUCUUCUGUACGGCUGGGACAAGGCCACCUAGCACUCUGCGUGGCCAGUGAGAUGGGUUCAGCUUUCUGCCAGUGUAAACCCAGGGGCUGAGGAAGGUCAUGAUGACAGAAAACAGCUUUAGCCUCUCCAACCCUGGGCCAAUAAGUGGGGGUGCCCACGGGAGGUGCUCUCAUUUUAUCCCCGUGGAACCCCAGCCAGCCAGAAGCUGCCACCUCCAGCUCUCUCGGGGGGAAUCCCCACAGAGGCAUUGGUCGGAGUGGGCCGGCACAGGAAGGUGCCAUUCACAGCACCCCGGGUCAGCUGCAGGAAUUCAUGCCGAUUCUAGCAGUCAACGUCCCUCUCUUAGCGACUUUGAACAUUUUCCCCCUCCAUCACGAUGCAGGCCUGUUGUAAGCCAGUUGGCUGUGGGGUGUGAUCUGUAACCUUUGGGAUGAUCUUGUUGUAUGUUCUAUUUCUUGACGACUCAGGGCAGAGAGCUGAGCAUCCCGUGGUGAUCGAUUUCGUUUCCAACGCAGCCGACUGUUUCUUCCCGCACCAUGUUUGGCUCAUCCAGGGGAGGAGUGAGGGGGGGGCAGGACCAGUUCAACUGGGAGGAUGUGAAAACCGAUAAACAGAGGGAGAAUUACCUGGGGAACUCCCUGAUGGCUCCGGUGGGCAGGUGGCAGAAGGGCAAAGACCUCACCUGGUACGCGAAAGGGAAGAAAGGUGAUGCGCCAAUCUCCCGAGAAGCCGAGCUGGCUGCAGUCCGGCUGGCCGAGCAGGAGGCCAUGAUGGCGGCUCUGGGCUACAAGAAUGUGAAGAAACAGCCCACAGGCCUGAGCAAAGAGGAUCUGGCUGAGGUCUGUAAACGGGACGCAGCGGAGCGUGACGAGAAGGCUAUGGAUCGUGUCUUGGGGUUGGGGAGUUCCAGGUAUGGGAGGACAGGGGGCUAUUUUCUACUAGAACUCCAGGGCUUUUCUCUGCUCUUUAGAUCCCAAAACCACAGUUGAUUUGGAAAAGCAGAUAAACGGGGAGGUGGCCAAAUUUGCAGAUGAUACAAACAUUUAAGAAUUAACAAAGAGAUCUCACAAAAUUAGGUGACUGGGCCACAAAAUGAAAUUGUGUUGAUAAAUGCAAAGUAAUGAACAUGGGAAAAAUAAUCUCAACUAGCCUACACAACGAUGAGGUCUAAAUUACCAUUCGAGAGAUCUUGACAUUAAGAACAUAAGAAUGGCCAGACUAGGUCAGAUCAAAGGUCCAUCUAG
This is a messenger RNA of Pelodiscus sinensis (Chinese soft-shelled turtle), 1334 nucleotides long. Lineage: Eukaryota; Metazoa; Chordata; Testudines; Trionychidae. The record is from RefSeq and is a predicted model, not a curated record.